AUGGCGGAGCUCAUGGGUCAGACCGCGAGCAACACCGAUCUGGACGACCUGGAUGCCGAUGGCGAAUAUGAGAUGGAUGAUGUCGAGUACGCGCAGCCUCCUGCUGCCCAGCCCGCUCCCGACACCCACGGUCAUACAACCGACGCAGAAGGCUCAGAUGUGGACGCCGAGGGCGAAGAGGUCGACGACGACGAAGACGAUGCUGAGCCAGUGGGCGAUGUCAAGAUAGCGCGUCGGGCGUCCGUUUCUGACGAGGAAGACGACUACGAUGCCGAAGAUGCCGCAAAAGAAUCCUCGGAUGCCAAGUCCAGCGACAGCGAAGACUCAACAAACGCCGACUCUGAAGAAGAAAACCAAUGGCAGGGGAGCGAAGACGGCGACGAAGACGAGCUCGUCAAGUCGUCCAACCCCAAUGUGUGCAUAUACUGCAAACAAGACGAGGACAACGACCCCAGCCCAGACUUUGAAGAAUAUCUCUCCUGUGCCGUAUGUGGAGACAAUGCACAUCGGCAAUGCGCUCAUGGCGCUAACACGCUUAGUCCCGAUGACGGUAUGCUCUCUUAUGCAAAGCGUUGGCGAUGCGACCACUGCCUCGACAAUUUCCCAACAGAGGAAGAGGAGGAGGCCCAGCCCCAACAGCCUGCAGCUCGUCGUAGGCAUUCUUCCAACAAGCUUACCAAGGAAUUGCUCCCUUCACUGCGUGGUGUUGACCCAGCAGGCCAUUCUAUUUUCAAGGACUUGAUCCUUCCGGAUGAGCAACCAGAUGGCCUCCGUUCGCUGCGGAAGCGCAAGACUUCGCAUGGAGAUGAGGCAUCAACACCUAUGCCGUCACGGCAAACGAGGAAAAAGAGAAGACCAUCCGAGGCCACUCACUCGGAUGCUGCCCCAUCAAUACCUGCAAACUCACCCAGACCACCGUCAAGAAGCGUGCGGAGUGCUCGUAGUGCCAUGGGUGAUGGUCAUGAAAGUGGGGGCGAUGGAGAGCAUACUGGAUCAGACCGGGAAACCACUCGUUUACGACCAGCACGAGCACGGCGUGGACAACCAAAAAGAACCGACAAGAGGCCACUCGCGUGGAUCGAAGAAGCGCAGGGUCUCAGCUUGAUUAUUGCCUUCCAUCUCAACAACGAAAAGGUCCAAAAGAUUGUGACUUCGAAACCAAAGAAAAAGAUCCCACUUACCAUUGAGCAAGAACGACAAGAGAGGCGGCGUGAGAGAGAUCGAGAACGUCGCGAGAGAAAUCGCCGCGCUGCACAGGCGGCACGAGAAUCACCAGAGGCCCCACACUACCCAUCUAUACAUCUCCAAUACCCCACGCCUUUUGCAGGUUUCAUGGACAAGGAGACCGAUGAGUCCAAGAGCAAGCCCUACGGUGGAGUGCUUUCCGAAGCUGAUGCGGAUACUUCCAAAACAUACCCUACGCAAGCCGACCGGAAGCGCUUCGAUGACGCUCGGAUCAAGGCUGAGGAAGACUGGAAAGCCAAGCAGGCAGCUCUUUACCCACCUGAGCCAAUACGGUCACACAAGCAAGCAGCUACUGCAAGCAAAAUCAAGUGUGUUAAUUUUGGCGGAUGGGAGAUCGACACUUGGCAUGCUGCUCCCUACCCGGAGGAGUAUAGCAAGAACAGGGUGCUUUACAUUUGCGAGUUCUGUCUCAAGUACAUGAAUUCCGACUAUGUCGCGUGGCGGCACAAGCUCAAAUGCCCAGCAAAACACCCUCCUGGCGAUGAGAUAUACCGCGACGGCAAGUACUCUUUCUUCGAAGUCGACGGCAGAAAGAACCCUGUCUACUGCCAAAACCUCUGCCUGCUUGCUAAACUCUUCCUCGGCUCUAAAACGUUAUACUACGACGUUGAGCCAUUCCUAUUCUAUGUCAUGACGGAGAACGACCAGUUUGGCUGUCAUUUUGUCGGCUACUUUUCCAAAGAAAAACGACCAAGCUCACUCAACAACGUCUCGUGUAUCCUUGUACUGCCCAUUCACCAGCGCAAAGGUUACGGACAGUAUCUGAUUGAGUUUUCCUACCUACUCACCCGUGUCGAGCGCAAAACCGGCAGCCCUGAGAAGCCUCUGAGUGACAUGGGUCUUGUAAGUUACCGCAAGUACUGGCGGCUUGUGCUAUGUGAGGAGCUACUGCAACAGAAACAACCAAUUAGUAUCUCAGCCAUAUCCGACCGCACGGGCAUGACUGCAGAUGACAUUAUAUCCGCACUGGAGGGCUUGCGGGCUCUGGUCCGCGAUCCUAUCACCAAAAAGUACGCACUACGACUCGACUUGGAGUACUUCAAGUCCUACAUUGAAAAGUGCAACGCCGCAAGCAAUCCCAAGAUUAAUCCCGAAUGUCUUGUCUGGACUCCGUACGUUAUGGGUCGACUUGGUCAGUAUGAGGAUGGUCCAGCUCUGCAGACAGUCCAACAGCGUGACGAAGGCGAAGAGAAGCCUGCAGCAGAAGAGGGCGUACAGAUGGAUGUUGCAAAGACAAAUGGCAACAACGGUGGAGACACCGAACCCUUCCCACCUGCUCCUGCCCAUGCGCUUGCUGCCGAAGAUUCUACCAACGGUGGCUCCCCUGCUCCCGGAACACCCCUCGCAAACGGAUCUACAAUCGCUCUAGCAGGCUCACACAUGGAGGAACCUGCCAUUCCACCGACCCGCUACGAAAUCUUCCCACCCAUCCCCGGCCAACCCGCCCAAAAACGGCGUCCAGGUCGCCCAUUCGGGUCGCGCCGACGAACUAGCACACCAAAUCGCAUCCGCAACACCCCCAUGACGAUCCAUACCGCACCCGUUUCGAAAAUCCAACUCUCCCCUAGCCGGGGCGCUAAAGCCCAAAUGUCGCCCUCAGCCAACGGAGGCGCCCUCACCCCCGGCACCGUAUCCCUUCGCCGCACCCGCAGCCGCCUCGGUGAAACCGUUACAAACGGCGAUGAAGUCGAGCACGAUGCCUCGCGUGGUGGCGGUGCUGUCAAACCCCUCACACCCAACGGCGGCGGGCGCAGCACACGUAGCUCGGCCAGCUCGUCCCGCGCAAGCUUCGAUCUCAAGGGAAAAGGGCGCGAGGUACCGAUUCAUGAGGAAGACGAAGAGGAUGAGGAUGAGGAUGCAGAAGGAGAAGAAGAGGAGGAAAUGGAACGGCAUGAGGAAGAGGAAGAAGAAGAAGAGGAUGUGGAUGGCGAGUAUGAUGAGGACGAGGGGCUGAUGGAUAUUGAUGCAGAGGGAGAGGAUGAUGACGAUGUUGUUAUGGGGGGUGCGUGA
Messenger RNA from Bipolaris oryzae ATCC 44560, 3255 nucleotides. RefSeq lists its product as uncharacterized. Gene Ontology annotation, molecular function: histone acetyltransferase activity. The transcript is spliced from 5 exons. The coding region runs from base 1 to 3255 and encodes 1084 amino acids. Gene Ontology annotation, biological process: regulation of DNA-templated transcription. NCBI's taxonomy places the organism in Eukaryota, Fungi, Ascomycota, Dothideomycetes, Pleosporales, Pleosporaceae. The record is from RefSeq and is a predicted model, not a curated record.